Messenger RNA from Meira miltonrushii, 3023 nucleotides. RefSeq lists its product as uncharacterized. Gene Ontology annotation, molecular function: zinc ion binding; DNA-binding transcription factor activity, RNA polymerase II-specific. NCBI's taxonomy places the organism in Eukaryota, Fungi, Basidiomycota, Exobasidiomycetes, Exobasidiales, Brachybasidiaceae. Gene Ontology annotation, biological process: regulation of DNA-templated transcription. Bases 69 to 2906 code for a protein of 945 amino acids. The transcript has a single exon. The record is from RefSeq and is a predicted model, not a curated record.
CGCACAAGAAGACGAUCACACAUUCACAAAGGUCCUCUUUUUGAGGUCAUGUGCCAAAUUGUGGUACAAUGAAUGAAGAUGAAGAUUUUGCAAAUCAGCAACAAGAGCAGCAAGAUGCUUUGAAUGCCGCUCUAGAAAUUGCAGCAGCAGCAGCGGCAGCAGCUCAACAAGAUGAAGAGCUGGCAGAUGUUGAAGGUGAAGAAAUAAAUGGUACACAGGAGGGAGACAUACAUGAUGGGGAUCAUCCUCUAGAACAAGAAGCUGAUCCGGCAUAUGUCAUUGACAAUUUACAACCAAAAUUCGAGAUGCAAGGAGAGCAUGUAAUCCAUCCAGAUUUUGAGACAGGGCACCCGGAGAGCAUCGAUCAGUCCCAAAGUGCGGAUAUUUACCAACAAGAAGGCGACAUUGAAGCAUCAGAAGGCCCUCUGGAUACUAUCACACCGGCAAAUGGAGAAGAUCAAGCGCAAGAAGCAGGACAGAUUGAGAAUGGAAUGACUGGACCGGAUUCGGAAGCAGGUAAUAUUGGACAAUAUGAAGAUCCAUCCGACACAUUAGCUGAUAUGAGCGGACUACAACAAGCUGAACAAGAAAGCAAUGAAAUCGAAUCUGCUAAUCAGUUCGAUCAAAAUGAGGGUAACGAAGUGGCAUCCAGCUCUCGCUCUGUAAUGCAGCAAUCACAGAAUAAUCGGUCACUAACGCAUCAUUCGAAAAGACGGAAAAUCAAUACAUGCCUUCCAUGCAAGAGAAGAAAGGUAAAAUGCGAUAGAGAAAAGCCGUAUUGCGGUCAAUGCAAAAAGUCACAGAUACCCGAAGAAGAAUGCACUUGGAGCGCUCCAGUCGAUCACAAUUCUAUCACAAGCGGCACUUCUUCCCUAACGCCAUUUCCCUCAACGGCUGACACCUCAUUGAACAAUGGCAAUAACUCUCAGUGGCUUCUCCCAACUUCCGACACACCAGUCUGGAACGGAAGCUUAUCUGUCAGCGGACAAGCAGCAGAGAGUGUACAAGCACUCUUAGAACGCAUCGUAACAUUGGAGUCAGCAUUGGCAGCUUCACGCAGUCAGAAACCUAUAAACGGGAGUAGCGGAGAAUGGUCUGACGAGAAGGUGUCACUAGGCUCCGGAGAUGCAAGGGGAAUAGCUGCCGAUGCUCUAGCAAUGAUUGCACGACAGAGUGGGGAAGACAGUCUAGGAGUUGCUAAUCGUCAUAGCAAGAUCACUUACAAGAGGCUCUUUGCGCAAGCCAGCCUGACAUGGCCAUCUAUGUCAGCUCUAUCGUCCAGAGUCAGGGACGAUCUCACUCUAUUACCUGAUGUGAAAGGUCUCUUUGGAGCGUUGCAAGCAUUAGAUGCAGUUCAGCAACAUGGGAUCUUGCUUGGCGUGCCCAUAGCAUUGGUGGAAGCACAAUUGGCAUUCUUAAUCACUCAAUCCAGUCUACCAGCCGAUCAAUUUCCAGCUAUUGAUUUGUCUGCUGUCGCCCUGUUCUACUACCUGCUCGCAGUUUCAGUCGAUCUGAUGUCGACGGAGCAAGCGAUUCUGUUGGAACUUGUGGAAAAUGAAGAAGCAAUUCCAGGGGUCAUUGACAUUUGGAUCGAAACAGCCGAUCAUAUCAUGCAAGAGAUGCAGUACGACUCUCGACCAAAUCUCAAUAUCGUAAUCACUUUACUGCUGAAGCGUCAAUUCCAAGCCUCUCGUGGCAACGAGAAUGCAGCAUCAGUUGCUCUGGGUAGUUGUAUUUUACUAUCGCGUGGUAUGGCGAUCGAUAAGAUUGGUUCGCAAAAAGAUGAUCUUUCUACCUGGGAGUCGUCCUCUGACAACAAACGUCAACCGGAUAGUUGGCAAAUGGUGAUCGAUCAAGCACAAUUUAUGAAUCCACUUUUCUCUGAAGAUUCCAACCUGGAUUCGCAAUCGAUCUCGAAGUUGCCUUGGCUAUCGCCACGAAAUGCAUUGGUACGCGAGGCAGCACGUCAAGUAUACACAUAUCUAGCCCUGCAGGACUGGACAGCCGAUGCUCUAUCCACCAUGUCGAUCUCGCCCUCGGAGAACAUUUCUUUACCCUUGCCUUUGGCACCGAACACCGUCACAGAGGAGUACAUCCUAAACGCCGAGAGUGACGAAUCAACUCCUUCUGUAUUGCACCUCCUCCGUUAUUGCUUUAAGCUUUCGCACAAAUUGGCUUGCUGGAAGCGUGAUGGACGAGUAAGCGGAAUGUCAGCAAACAAUACGGAGACGGAAAGGGCUUUGCUGGACGAGUUCCGCCCCACAUUCCUCAGAAAUGAUUACGUUGCAGCCGAAGAGGAUGAUCUUACGAGAAUUCUACAUUUGCGGCUUGUCGCUGAUCUAGUGUUGCAGUAUUGCUUGUUCACUGUUCGCAAAAGCGACAGCAGUCUCGCAGAACAAAGUAUAGAUGCAGCCGAAAAGAUCUUGCAAACAAGAUCUAUGCUCGGCUUGGAUUUCUUGGCACCGCUUCAUAAAUUCUUUUGGAUUCAGCGUUAUACACUUGAAGCUGCAGUGAUGAUUGUCAUUUAUCUGCAUCAAUAUAGCGCCCAUCUUAGCGAAGAAAGAAGACAAGCUUUACAAGCCUUGAUCGAUGAUGCAUAUGCUCAACCUGGAUUCGAGAAUGCACACAGCCUUUUAUCGCUAAGCUUUGAUGUGGUUCAAGUCUCUCCUGAACAGAAAGGCGAAGAUGAGACAAGUCUCAGCCCUGGUAUUCCAAUGGAUAAUCUGCCAACAGUCUUGGGCGGGAUGAUUCUAUCAAACGGAAAACGUUUAGCCUCUUCUCAUCCGAUUGUUGUUGGAUUACGUAUGUUUGUCGAUGGACAAUCUCUGCCUUACGGAUCGACACAAGAAACAUUAGACUUUUGGGAUGCUAUGCAACGAUAUUGUCAACUUUUCCUGAUCGGAUGAGUGUUUCCUAUGUCGUUACCAUGUAUUUUUCUUGCACUUGUAUUGGUAUUUGUCUAUUCUUUAUACUUUUAUUUUGUAUUAAUACCCCUUGGAACACAAAGCAAUUAUCAAUGCAAU